Lachancea thermotolerans CBS 6340 is the source of this 231-nucleotide messenger RNA. It is a transcript of the gene SNA2, whose product is annotated as Sna2p. The coding region runs from base 1 to 231 and encodes 76 amino acids. Gene Ontology annotation, cellular component: membrane. Lineage: Eukaryota; Fungi; Ascomycota; Saccharomycetes; Saccharomycetales; Saccharomycetaceae. The record is from RefSeq and is a predicted model, not a curated record. The transcript has a single exon.
AUGCACGCACGCGACUGGUUUUUAGUCUUCCUUUCGAUCUUCGUUCCCCCAAUUGCCGUGGGGCUCAAAAGAGGGUUUUUCACCAAGGAUACGCUGCUCAACCUGCUGCUGUUCCUGCUGGGAUACUUGCCCGGUUUGAUCCACGCGCUGUACGUGAUUAGCAAGCACCCCUACCCUAGCGUUGGAGGGUCUUUGACUCAACCAAAUGACGGCUACGGCUCGCUGAACUAG